GAGAGGAAGUGCUAAGCAAAUACAGGAACCAAAAAGGGUGAUAGAAGCUGCUUCAUGCUGUCUCAUUCAGUUCCUUUGUGGUCCUCGUCUUCAGCACAUGCCAAAGCAGUUCCUCACAACCUGUGGGACCAGCGCAUCUUUGGUGUGUGACAAUGGAAGAGUUGGAUGCUUUAUUGGAGGAACUGGAACGCUCCACUCUGGAGGACGUGAGUGAAUACUCCAGCCCAGCCCCUCUUCCCGUGGGUCAGCAUUCCAGAAAGGACAGUAAUCGUGCCGAAACUUCAGAGACCCAUUCCGUUCAGGAUGACACAAGCCCUUUGCCGGUGCAGCUCGUGUAUACAACCAACAUCCAGGAGCCCAAUGUCUACAGGUAUAUUUUUAAAUCAAACACUUUAAAAAUUAAAAGUCCCCUACGGGGCUCCCAUGCCAGGCCUUGUUUCAUCCUCCAGGUGAUCCAAGCCCUAGGGCAGGCGUGGCAUCCAGAGCACUUCAUCUGUAGUCACUGCAAAGAAGAGAUUGGCUCCAAGCCCUUCUUUGAGCGCAGUGGCUUGGCCUACUGUCCCAAGGACUACCACCAUCUUUUUUCUCCACGCUGUGCUUACUGUGCUGCUCCCAUCCUGGACAAAGUGCUGACAGCAAUGAACCAAACCUGGCACCCGGAGCACUUCUUCUGCUCUCACUGCGGAGAGGUGUUUGGUGCAGAAGGUUUUCACGAGAAGGACAAGAAGCCAUAUUGCCGAAAGGAUUUCUUAGCCAUGUUCUCACCCAGGUGUGGUGGCUGCAACCGCCCGGUGUUGGAAAACUACCUUUCAGCCAUGGACAAUGUCUGGCACCCAGAGUGCUUUGUCUGUGGGGACUGCUUCAGCAGUUUCUCUGCCGGCUCCUUCUUUGAACUGGAUGGACGUCCAUUCUGUGAGCUCCAUUACCAUCACCGCCGAGGCACCCUCUGCCAUGGAUGUGGGCAGCCCAUCACCGGCCGCUGCAUCAGUGCCAUGGGCCACAAGUUCCAUCCUGAGCACUUCGUAUGUGCUUUCUGCCUGACACAGCUGUCAAAGGGAAUCUUCAAGGAACAGAAUGACAAGACCUAUUGUCAACCCUGCUUCAAUAAGCUCUUCCUACUGUAACCUCAGCUGGACCCACAGC
Hipposideros armiger (great roundleaf bat) is the source of this 1143-nucleotide messenger RNA. RefSeq names its product leupaxin (gene LPXN). The record is from RefSeq and is a predicted model, not a curated record. Bases 153 to 1124 code for a protein of 323 amino acids. The transcript has 7 exons. NCBI's taxonomy places the organism in Eukaryota, Metazoa, Chordata, Mammalia, Chiroptera, Hipposideridae. Gene Ontology annotation, biological process: endothelial cell migration; substrate adhesion-dependent cell spreading; negative regulation of B cell receptor signaling pathway.